This is a messenger RNA of Tuber aestivum (summer truffle), 2982 nucleotides long. The record is from the annotation of a GenBank genome assembly. NCBI's taxonomy places the organism in Eukaryota, Fungi, Ascomycota, Pezizomycetes, Pezizales, Tuberaceae.
CCCCCCUUUUUUUUUGAACCGGAAUAAGUGAAUAUUCGACUUAUUUGGGGCCGCAGCGACCAUAACCCCUGGUUUCAUCCUAUAGUUAAAGUAGAGAAGAAUUAUGGACUCGGACAAUAUCGACUUUGGCGAGUCGCCUUUAUCAGGAACUAAUGCUGGCACCCCGAUAACCAAUAUUCCGUUGGGUCAGCCUCAUCUCGUCACUGAAGCGGGAACUCCUUUGGGGCUAACACCAGGACAACCUAUGGAGGAUGAUGAGCAGAGCACUGGACACAACCCGAUUCACUCCCUUCAACUUCCCACAAAUUCAUCUGACCGACAGCGAAAAGCUUCUCCGGGAAUUUCGACCGCUGGGUCGCCUGCAACCGCGAAUGCGCAGCAACUGAAUAUCGCACCUGAGGAUGGUGACUCCAUCAUGCAAGGUGCUGGUGAUUCCCCUCAAAAAAGUGAUGCCCCAGGGUCCCCUGGGAAGAAUGGCGACAGCGCGCGGACGGAGGGAGGGCAAGCAUCGGGAGCGCCAGCCUCACCUGGAACGGAGAAGAAGAAGCUGGAGGAGACUGCGAGGGGAUAUCUCGUUGAGCAGACCCACACUGUGGUUAUGCCUUCUUAUUCAACAUGGUUUGACAUGAAUGUUGUCAAGGAUAUUGAGCGCAAGUCUUUACCCGAGUUCUUCAACAAUAGAAAUAGAUCCAAGACGCAAUUGGUAUACAAGGACUAUCGCGAUUUCAUGGUCAACACUUAUCGUCUAAAUCCCUCCGAAUAUCUUACUGUGACAGCCUGCAGGAGAAACCUCGCAGGUGAUGUUUGCUCAAUAAUGCGCGUUCAUGCCUUUUUGGAACAAUGGGGAUUGAUAAAUUAUCAGGUUCGAUUAACUUUUUUCUUCUCUGAUCUAAUUUUUGCAGUGCUGAAUAUUUUAUUAGAUUGACCCGGAGACGCGUCCUUCGAAUAUUGGACCGCCUUUCACAGGCCAUUUCCGGAUUACCGCGGAUACUCCUCGAGGUCUCCAGCCUUUUCAACCCGCUCCUGGAGCUGUCACUACAGCCGGAAAACCCCACGCUCUAACUGAGCGCGCAGCAAGCGCCGGCCCUUCCAAGGCCGAAUUGAACUUGGAAAUCCGCAAGAACAUCUACGACGCUUCUGGCAAUAAGAUUAGCGGCUCAUCUCAAGCCAAUGGGCACUCCGUGGACUUGGAGGAUGGCGCGGACAAGAAGACCUAUAAUUGUUUUUCUUGCGGCAUCGAUUGCACCCGCAUCCGUUAUCAUUCCUCGAGGAGUUCUCGCAACCAGAAGCAGAUCGAGUUGUGCCCCAACUGCUUCCUAGAGGCCCGUUUCCCAUCUUCAUCUACCAACACUGAUUACGUGCGCAUGGAAGACCCCUCUUACUCAACAGUCGAAAGGGACGCGCCGUGGACAGACCAGGAAACAUACCAGCUACUCGAGGGGCUCGAGCUUUAUAACGAAGACUGGAACCAGGUUGCAGACCAUGUUGGCACCCGAACAAGAGAGCAAUGUGUAAUUCGCUUUCUCCAACUUCCAAUUGAGGACAACUACCUCGAAGAAAAGCCCGAGCAGUUGGGCCCUCUCCAAUACAACCGCACACCCUUUACCCAGGCUGAUAAUCCAGUGAUGAGUGUUGUAGCCUUCCUAGCCAGCAUCGUUGACCCCAAGGUUGCCGCAGCCGCAGCCAAAAGUUCCAUCGAAGAAAUGACUAAGAACCUCAGCCAGACGAUCGAGUCCGGUUCCAAAAAGCCCGACCAAAAGACCAAAGAAAAUGGACCUGAAAACUCUGCAACAUCAAAACCCGCCUCCCCGGAUGCUGCAACAAAUACCACUGCAACCCCACCAGUAAAAUCCGAAGGCCAAAUAGAGGAGAGUAUGGAUGUUGACGAACCCGAAGCCUCCUCCACCGCCGGUGGCGACCCCCUCUCACCUUCCGACGACGCCUCCACCUCCGAAAACCCCCUUGCGAAGGCCGGUACAAUCGCCCUCGCUGCGUCCGCCGCGCGCGCACACGCGCUCGCCUCCAAUGAAGAGCGCGAAAUGACCAAACUCGUCAAUGCAGUCGUGAACUGCAGCCUCCGCAAGCUAGAGCUCAAGCUCACGCAGUUCAACGAGCUUGAGCAAGUCCUGCAGGCGGAGCGUCGGGAGAUUGAGAAGGGGAGACAGCAACUAUUCCUAGAUAGGCUGGCCAUGAAGAAGCAGUGUUUGCAGGUGCAGGAGCAGUUACAGCGUGCGAUAUCUGUCGGUGGACCGGAGGGCUUCCAGAUCGCGGUACAGGCCGGACAGGUUGGCGGGCAGGGUCCCAGGCUAGCUUUCGAACAGCCCACGACGUCAAUGACAGCGGCGGUUGGGAGUGCUACUUCUACACCUGCGCCUGCGGGCUCUUCCUCUUCUGCUACGGCUCUAUCUGCCACGGUUCCACAGAUGGGUAUGAAGCCAGUAUCGCUCGAGAACCCGGGCGGGUAUGUGUCGUUUGAAGCUUAGAUUGAUGGAUGGAUAAAUGGAAUACACCGACGAAUUACCACUACUACUAUUCCAUCAUCUCUCCCCUUUCCCCGUUUCCUCCUUUCCUUUCCUAAAAAGGGUUUCAUUGGCGCGUGAAUAGUGUUUUAUUUCUUCCCCUUCUCUUAUCCCCUUCCUUCUCCUUCCUCUCUCACUUCUCGUGGCGGCGGUAUGCCACAUCACUUUUACUCAGUUAUCUCCUCCAUUCUCCUUUUUUUUCUUUCCUUCUUCAGAUUCAAUUCGCACCCCGACGCAACGCGGGUGGUGUAUCUAAUUUGUUGAAUGAACCUUUCCUUUUUUUCUUUUCUUUUCCUUUCAUGUCAUAACGGGAUAAGUAAGAAUGGAUGGAUGGCUUAUAUGGGUGGCAAGUAUGGCUUGAAAAAUUUAUUUCUCUCUCUAUUUGCACGUUUAUAAAACUGCAGUAGUUGGGUACAUUAUCGUGUGAGUGCUGUAUUUGAAAUAAUUAAAGCGAAUUCAAUGG